AUGCUGUCUACGGUCCGCCGACGAAGGGCACUGUUCCUCUCCUCAGCGUCGACGGCAGUACUCUCCUCACUGAGAAGACCCAAAUUCUACAGCGAUGGGCCGAGCAUUUCCGAGGCGUCCUCAACCGCCCCUCCACCAUCUCCGGCGCCGCCAUCGCCCACUUGCCUCAUUUGGAUACCAAAAUGGACCUCGACCUCCCUCUCUCUCUCUCCAAAAAACAGCAAGGCGGUGCAGCAGCUCUCCAGCGGGGAAGCACCCGGAUCGGACGCCAUCCCUGCUGAGGUCUACAAGCACGGUGGUCCCCAACUAAUGGAUCACCUGACUGCGCCUUUCCAGGAGAUGUGGCGUCAAGGUGAAGUCCCGCAGGAUUUCACAGACGCCACGAUCGUCCAUCUCCACAAGCAGAAAGGAAACCGCCAGCUCUGCGAUAAUCACCGAGGUAUUUCUCUGUUAAACAUUGCCUGGAAGAUCUUUGCUCGCAUCUGUCUGAACCGCCUGACUAAUCAUCUAGAAGAGGGCCUUCUAUCGGAUUGCCAGUGCAGCUUUCGCCGUCAUCGAGGGACCAAGUACAUGAUCUGCAUUCACGAAGUGCUGAAACAGAUUCAAUCGCGCUGGGGAAGCCUCGUAUGGAAGAGUUCAUCAGCCGAUUACUUUUGGUGCCUGGAGGGCAGUAUCGUUGCAAGCACAUUUAUUUUUUGA
Messenger RNA from Spirometra erinaceieuropaei, 699 nucleotides. The record is from the annotation of a GenBank genome assembly. Lineage: Eukaryota; Metazoa; Platyhelminthes; Cestoda; Diphyllobothriidea; Diphyllobothriidae.